CGGGUGAUCUGCGGUGCCCUGAGUAGCCCAAAAUCAUAACUCGGUGAAUUUCUGAGUGAUUGCCAAGUAUCGAGCUGAAGCGAUGAACCCAGCUGUAGCCUAUAACCCGAUUUACGCUUAAUUCAUCGUUUAGAGAGACCAAUGACGAUCUAAAUGAGAUCUGACAUGGUAGUAUUUUGAUAUGCAAUCCUUUUUUUAGACCAUGUGGGUAAACCCGUGAAGCCUUACUGUACCCCAGACAGAAGCAUGCGACGAAACAUCUCGUAAUAUAUAAACAUGAGAUUCCCACUCGGGUAAAUCAUAACUUUAUCAAUUCAUCAACAGUAUACAACGCUGACAUACCAACUUACCUAUACAUUCGCUACUGCAUAUUAACUCGAUCUCAAUCAGUUAAAUCAUCAUGCUCGCCAACGCCAACGCUUCGUUCUUUAUUGGGCUCCUCGCCCUCUCUAGCACCGCCGCCGCUGCGGGAGGUGCCGUGCUCAAGCGCGACGGUAGCGCACCAACGGCUACCACCACGCCCGGCGCAACGUCGACCACAUGCGACAACCCCAACCAAACCACCGGUUACCCUGACUACAGCUCCUUCUGCCAGUGCCCACCCUACACUGCUGAUUCCCCGGCUUUCGGAAACCCGUACCUGGGUCUAGUCAAAUGCGACACCACCUGCACCCCCGCCAACGCCACGCAGACUUUGGACCAUCCCGAGACCGGUAGCCUGUCGGACUGUAUCAAUGCCUGCACUGGCUCGUACGAGAAGGCCAAGCGCGAUGGACUCGAGAGCCGACAGGAUGAUGGAUACUGGUACUGCCACGGUGUGAACUUCAUCCAGGGCCAGCUUUGCCAAUUCAUCGGCGAGCUUGGCACCCGCGAGUUCAACGAACAGGGCCCCGACUGCUGGUACCUCGACGACUAGAGGAUACGAUUAAUGUGCGAGGAAGCCGGAUUUUCUUGGGUUCCCACCAUGGCUAUGAGAUAUGCGGGGCUGGGAAGGGAAUUGGAGGACUGACGGCUUCGAUGGGCAACGCCACAUAUUAAUAUUCUUCCAAAGCAUGACGACAUGGGUGUAUAUAGUGCGGACUUAGGAGUUUUUAGACGGUGCUAAAGAGUUUUAGGAGUAUGCAUUAGAACUAAUUUAUACUGUCGCACGGAUACGAUUGUCCUUGGUGGGCUUCAUUUCUGGCUGUGCCGCAUACGACCAUGAACUCAUUGUGUAACGAUAGGGCUAGACUUUCCAAAGUUGAUGGUUUAAUCCAAUGUAAUGAGUGAUUUGUCAUACUUAAGAGUUCAUUCUACUUAUGUUAUUGCUUGAAAGCGUCUGAGAGUGGGAUACGGGUACCUGGGUAUGCAGGUAUAAA
Molecule: messenger RNA, 1358 nt
Organism: Hypoxylon trugodes
Lineage: Eukaryota; Fungi; Ascomycota; Sordariomycetes; Xylariales; Hypoxylaceae
Exons: 1
Coding region: 401-916 (171 amino acids)
Source: RefSeq, a predicted model, not a curated record